Messenger RNA from Lolium perenne, 500 nucleotides. The record is from RefSeq and is a predicted model, not a curated record. NCBI's taxonomy places the organism in Eukaryota, Viridiplantae, Streptophyta, Magnoliopsida, Poales, Poaceae.
AACGUGCGUAUGUUUCACUUUAUUCUUCUCGUCAUCAAUAUGGAAAUUGGAGAAGUUGAAGUCUUUGACUCACUAAGCAAAAAAUCGGAACUAUACUUGUCUUGUUAUUUAAUGCUCAGAAGCGUAUGGGAAACUUUCAUCAAGGAAGAUAAGUCCCAUGAAUGGCCACCGAAGCUGCGAUGGAAGGCGAAAAAAUUCCCGCAACAACCAGAAGGGACUGAUCUCUGUGGAUUCUUCAUUUGCGAGUACAUCCGCAGAAUUGUCAGCGAGAGAACGAAUAAUGAAAGAAAUAAAGAGUUGGCAAGAAAGCGGAACAAGCUCUCAAUCGAUGACCGCUUCAUAGCAAUAGGCGAGGAAUUGGCGGGAUUUUUCCUUCGGGACGUCAUACCACCAUUCGCAGAGUACCACUAUGAAUGAAGAUGUACAUGUUACAUAUAUAGUUGACUCGAAGAGUACCACUAUGCUACAUGUAAUAGACAUAUAUAGAGUACGCCUCGGAG